Molecule: messenger RNA, 3810 nt
Organism: Copidosoma floridanum
Lineage: Eukaryota; Metazoa; Arthropoda; Insecta; Hymenoptera; Encyrtidae
Gene: CYLD
Product: ubiquitin carboxyl-terminal hydrolase CYLD
Biological process (GO): protein deubiquitination
Molecular function (GO): cysteine-type deubiquitinase activity
Source: RefSeq, a predicted model, not a curated record
ACCUGCAACAAAAGGCAUUCAGUGUUUUUUUUUUAAAUUUGUUCUGUUGUACUUUAAUUUUUGUUGUUGAGCAGUUUAUAACUGAAUAAUUGGUGAUAAUGGAAGAAAACUGGAGUAAAUUCAAUAAUCUAAAAAUUCAAGGCAUUCCAGAAAUCAGAUAUUACGUGGUAAAAAGAGAGACACUUUUGAUUCGUUUGAAGGGCAAUUGUAACGUGAAUGUUAGCAAAGUGCAGCCUGGAAUGCUUGUACAAGCCAUUGGAGAUGUAAUUAAUAAGGAAGCAUUAACAGUGCAAGUGUACAGUGAGAGUAUGGAAACAAUUUGGCACAAAACAGAGUGGAAGUGUCAUCCAAUCGAUCUUAUUCCUGUUUCGUUUUUAAUUUGGCAUCUUUUAGUUCCCGUUUCAAGCUUGGAAGAAAGGUUUAGACUGGCAAGUAACGGAGAAUUUUGCAAAAAUGUUGAUAAACUUGAAUUAAAUAGUACUGUCUGGUACUGUGAAGGAUCAAACAAUCCUAGUACUCAUUUGGCUACUGUAAAAUUUAUUGGUCAUGUACCAGAGUAUGGAGAUGGGUAUUACUUUGGCUUAGAAGUUCAGGACAAUCCAAACAUUGGACCUUGUUCCAUAGUACAAAAAUAUUUACCCACAGUUCAUUCAUCAGGCACGUUUGCUACUAUUAGUAACAUUAAUACACGACAAACUAAAGCUAUGGACGAUAUCAGGAACUUUGAAAAAAAUUUCAUGUCCAAUGAUUUGUUAAAAUCCAAUAAGACUGAUAAUUUAUUUGCCACUAAAAAUAAAGAUGUUUCUAAGAGUAAGGAAAAUGUAGAUACAUUGCAAAUAAAUAAAUUUUCCUCACUUAUUGAUACUGAUAAUAAUAAUCGGUCUGCUAGGCCUCCAGAAUAUUAUGUUUCAAAUGUAAUUAAGGUGACUAGGCCUAAUUCCAUCGAUCAGCUGCAUUACAAUAAACAAUCGUACAGAAAUAUAAAAUAUUUUGAUCCUCUUUCAAACUCAGAUGAAGAGCUAGACAUGACACCUAUAAUUGAUCAGCAACUUCCUAAAACCAAUGAUUUGAGGAUUGAUACAUGUGUAAAAGUGCUUGUACAUGGUGAAACUCAUUAUGGAGUCAUACGUUGGAUUGGAUCUCCCGAGGGCAAUAAUACUAAUAAAAUUAUGGCUGCUAUUGAGUUGGACGAUAUUCAUCCAUCAGCUACAGAUGGGACUUAUCAAAAUGUUAGAUAUUUUCAAUGCAGCCCACAAAAGGCUUGGUUUGCUGAUUUAUCUGAAUGUAGACAAUAUGAUGUUGCAGCCAGCAACUGUUAUUAUAAGUCUUAUUUACAAGAUUUUGAACCAAUUCAGAGUUUAAUUGUGAGAGACAUAUUACCUCCCAUAUCCGUUGGAAUUAGAGAUUUAGAAAAAAUAUGUGGUAAAAACCGUGGCAUCCAAGGGCACCACAACUCUUGUUAUUUAGAUGCCACACUGUUCAGUAUGUUUGCCUUUACUAGCGUGUUUGAUAAUCUUUUGUCCAGGCCACCGAAUGAAAAAGACUGUUCCGAGUAUACUGAAGUUCAAAAAGUUUUACGAGAAGAAAUAGUUAACCCUUUGAGGAGAGAAUUGUAUGUUGGAGCUGAUCAUGUUAUGAAAUUGAGAACUCUGCUCGAAAGAUCGUCUUCCAUUUCUGGGUUAACAAGCGAAGAAAAAGACCCAGAAGAAUUCCUGACUUCUCUAGUUGCACAAACUUUAAAUGCCGAGCCAUUUUUGUUGUUAAGUUCAGGACAAGAUGCGUAUCAUUAUCAACUUUUUGUUGAAAAAGAUGAACGCCUCGUCUUACCUACGGUGCAACAACUGCUUGAGCAAAGUUUCUUAACUAGUGACAUUAAAUUGAAAAAGGUACCUUCGUGUUUUAUAAUACAAAUGCCACGCUUUGGAAAGGCAUUUAAAAUGUAUUCUAAAAUACAACCGACAUUAUUGCUAGAUGUAACAGAUAUAAUUGAAAAUUCUCCCAGGCAAUGCACCGUGUGCGGUAAAUUGGCGAAAUUCGAAUGUAAAGAGUGUUACGGACAACGUGGUGAAGGUUUAGAAAGCACAGCAUACUGCAGAGAAUGCCUUGAUAGGGUACACAAACAUGAAAAGAGAAAUAACCAUAAGCCUAAAAACAUCGUCGUGCCACCUGAGUAUAAUUUUUUGAGUGAACAUCAACCAGUGCCAAGAUUGUAUUUAGAACUAUUGGCAGUUGUUUGCAUCGAAACAUCCCAUUACGUAUCGUUUGUCAAAUGCGCUCCUGGUUCUGACGCCGAAUGGUGUUUCUUCGACUCGAUGGCAGACAGGAUUGGUGAACAAGACGGUUACAAUGUUCCCGAAGUGGUGGCUUUUCCAAACCUUCCAUAUUGGUUGAGCGAAGAAGGAGCGAAACAUUUGUCCACUGUAAGUGACGACCGCUUACUUCCUGAACACGCAAAAAGACUUUUGUGCGAUGCGUAUAUGUGUAUGUAUCAAUCGCCUAGUAUUGCCACUUAUAAACACUGAAGUGUUAAUGGGUAUGUAAUUUACAAUUUAAAAAAUUUUCUUUUCAACAUGUUAAACAUGUACGUAAAAAAUUGCUCGAUUUUUACAAAAAAUGUAUGAAAUGUGUAUAUAGUCGAUUAAUCGUGUUUUUAGAAAAAAUUCGUUUCCAAUACAAUGAAUAAAAUUACCAAGUAUUAAUUUAUUACUACAAGUAUUAAUGUAUCGCUCACUAUUUGGGUCUCUAAAUAAUACCUUUAUAAAAGGUUUCGCGUCCUUCACGUAAAAUUCCGUGCCCUUAAAUAAACAUGAUUAAAGCUCGCGCCUCUUGUACCAAAUAAAAUUUUUCAAGUAUCGUAAUGCGAGUAUUUCCACAAUUCUAUAAUAUUGUUCAAUUUAAUUAUGAUCCAUGUCAUUCACAAUUCAUCAUACUUCAUUUGAAUUUUAUACACCAUCAUAAUUAGCAACAUGUACUUCGAUAAACGUUAUUUAAAUUUUCAUGCAUGAAUUACAUUUUAUACAUUUUUCUCAUAUAUUUCACAUUAUUUACGUGCAUUGUGUGCAAUGUAUAAGGGAAUAAACCCACUGAUAACUUAUUCAUAGUGUUUUUAUACAUUAAAUUUAAGUUCAAAUUUAAUAAAAAGUUUUUUUUACGUAUUUUUACGCCUAUGUAAUCUUUAGUAUAAAUGUUAAUCGUUAUACUUACCUAUAUAACCAAAAUAGUAAUACAGAGUACACACGCUGAAGUCUAAAAAAAUAUCAACAUUUUCGGAUAAUAGUUCAGAAGUGUGUACAAAUAUAUUUUUAUAUAAAAAACCAUAAUGUUGAUGAAAUAAAAUAAAAAUAUUUUAGUACCCCAUUCAUGCAUGCUACUGCAAUAUCUAUGAGGAAUUCAUUUUAAGAAUAGAUUACGCGGUAUUGAUUUAUGUAAACAUACAGUAUUUUUUAAAGAUCCUUUUACUUAGCGUGAUUUUAUCAUUUUUACUACAUUAGAAAAUUAUUUAAUUUUUAGUUUAAUGAAAUCACAAGUGCCAAAAAAAACUCGUUCGGCCAAACCCGUGCGAUUGAAAUGAAAGUCUUACUACUUUUUGAUCAAUGAUACGUUUGCUAACGUGAUUAAAUUAUAAAGUAAUUGCCAUUCAAUUCAAAGGGUCACUGAUUGACUGCAUUACGAGUAAUAUAAACACUAGACACAUCUGAGAACGCACUACUGUUUGUAAAUGUUGUAACUUUGUGACUUUAAAAUUUACUGAAUGGAUGAUACAUGAUAAGAAUGUUUUUUUUUUUAAUUUUUAAUGUAAUUGUUAUUUUU